AUGAUCCUGUCUCAGGAUCCCAGCUGCAUCCACCGGCUCCCAACUGAGAUUCUAAUCAUCAUAGUCAGAGAACUUUCAUUACUCGACUCUGUCGAGUCCCUCUCACUUGUCAACCAAAGGCUUCGCAUGAUUUGCAGCCCAUAUCUUUUCCAGAAGCUGAAAAUCCCAUUCUCCCUCGCUGGCCUAGAGCGCUUGCGUCACAUCUCCUCGUCACACCUAGCAGCACAUGUGAGGACUCUUCGCUACGAACCCACGGAGCUUAUUGAGCCACUCGUUCAGCAUCACGACUACUUCCGCAAUUGUGUCUAUACUCCUUCCGAGUACGCUCGUGAUCGAAGAGAUGCUUACUGGAACUCUUAUGGCACCCGUAUCUCCUACACGACGAUACAAAACUACUUUAGUCGCCUAGCGGACGAGCAACAACGAAUACUCGAAAGGGGAAGAGACUUAGUCACCUUUCAGACGUGUUUGCCACGUCUAGUCAACUUGAAAUCUAUCCAACUACAUUUCGUUGAAGGGAUAAAGGAGCCGUUCCGUUGGUUUGCUGGCCGUGUUUUUGUGGACUGGAAGGAUUCCUUUCCGGACCGUUUCAAGUCCAUCCUUCACGCAAUGAUCCGAGCUAAGGACAACGGCGUCGCAAUCCGUACCUUCCAAAUCUCAGGAUUCUAUUCAAGGUUGUUGGUAUCCAACUCUGAGCUUCCCAGUUUAGCUUCGGACGCUUUGAGCAGCGUUGAAGACCUGCAGCUUAUCGACAGCCCGAGCAUGCUGGAAUUCAUGUCCUACCUGGUGCUUCGAUAUCAACUCGUCUUUCCCUUCGCGUACUUUGCGGGCACCGCGGUCUGCAAUACCGUGGGUGUGCACUCCAUCUCCGAAGCAGGCGUGCGUGCCGCCCAAAUCUCGAUGAUAACUCUUCUGUUGCUCUGCUGGACCGGAGAUCACGAGAUUGGGGCUUUUAUUCUGGGCAUAGAGCUUGCAACGUAUCAUUUCAUCCACCGAAUCGCUGCUUUUGUGGCAGUCAUUGAAGCAGCCAUCCAUGUUGUCAUUGCAGCUCAACAGACCCAUUUCUCUGCUUCCGACUCUUCUCAAUUUUACGGUCUGCUUAGCAAACGCUGGGUGCUCCUUCUGGCAAUACUAUCUGCCGUGACUGGUGCACUACAGUUCAUCCGUAUCAUGUACCGCAACAUCCCACAUCGGAGAUCCGUGAAAUUCCUAACAGAGAAUUGUGGAGCUGAUGCGCUCCGGCUGAAUUUGUCUUUACCGCGCCCUUGGAGAAUUCGCGCUGGACAACGCGUCUAUGUCAGUAUACCAAGAGUAGGGUUACUAUACAUGUUCCAGCCGCAUCCAUUCACGAUUGCCUGGUGGGAGGACGACGGAAACGGCAGCAUGUUUUCAAUCACGUUAAUUGUUCGAGCUCGAUCCGGCUUUACUAAAAAGCUUCUUGAUCAUAUCGAAUCUGGCUGCGAAGGCUGGGCCUGGAUUGACGGACCCUAUGGACCCUCGUCUGCCUCCACCUUUGGCUAUUCUCCCGAGGUCGGAGAUUAUGGCCACAUAAUUAUGGUGGCGACAGGUAUGGGCAUCGUUGCUCAGCUUCCCUAUAUCAAGGAACUUUUAGAUGGGCAACGCCAAGGUCAGGUACGAACACGAAGAAUAUCACUCGUUUGGCGACUCGAGCAGGAGGGCGACUAUGAACUGGCUCGUGACCUGCUACAAGCUCUUGUUAAGCAUGAUGACAGUUAUAUGCUCAAAGUCACGGUUUAUAACAAGAUGGGAUCUCCAUCAGAGGCCCCAGGAGCAGUGGGUCAUCAUGAUCUUAUCGCUGUAUAUGGUGGGGACGUUAAUUGGGAAGAUGAACUGUCGGUUGAACUAGAAAAGCAAAUUGGUACUCUCCUCGUCACAGGUAUUGCUGCCCACGGCAUUUGA
This is a messenger RNA of Aspergillus thermomutatus, 1920 nucleotides long. RefSeq names its product NADPH oxidase family protein. Bases 1 to 1920 code for a protein of 639 amino acids. NCBI's taxonomy places the organism in Eukaryota, Fungi, Ascomycota, Eurotiomycetes, Eurotiales, Aspergillaceae. Gene Ontology annotation, biological process: copper ion import; intracellular iron ion homeostasis; iron ion transport. The record is from RefSeq and is a predicted model, not a curated record. Gene Ontology annotation, cellular component: plasma membrane. Gene Ontology annotation, molecular function: ferric-chelate reductase activity; protein binding. The transcript is spliced from 5 exons.